Molecule: messenger RNA, 648 nt
Organism: Prunus armeniaca (apricot)
Lineage: Eukaryota; Viridiplantae; Streptophyta; Magnoliopsida; Rosales; Rosaceae
Source: the annotation of a GenBank genome assembly
AUGAUGAAUGAGUUCGAUAUGACUGAUUUAGGACUGAUGCACUACUUUCUUGGUAUAGAAGUAGUACAAUCAGCUGCUGGAAAUUUUAUUUGUCAAAAGAAAUAUGUUCUUAAAGUGCUUGAAAGGUUUUACAUGAUGAGUUGCAAUCCAGUUGGAACACCAACUGAAAUUGGUUUAAAGUUGACAAGAGAUCUCAAUGGUGAGAGAAUUUAUAAUACUUACUUCAAGCAAAUAGUUGGAAGUCUGAUGUACUUGACCUCAAUAAGGCUUGACAUCAUGCAUGCUGUUAGUAUGAUAAGUCGUUACAUGGACAAUCCUACUGAGAUGCAUCUCAAGGCAACUAAGAGAAUCUUUCGAUACUUAAAGGGAACAUCAAAUUUUGGCAUUCUUUACAAAAAGGGUGCUAUUUCGUGGUCCUCAAAGAAGCAACAGCUCGUGACACUAUCCACUACUGAAGUUGAAUUUGUUGUAGCUGCUUCGUGUUCUUGUCAAGCCAUUCGGCUGAGAAGAAUGCUCGAAGUUCUUGUUCAUCAGCAGCAAGGUCCAACAACAAUAUUUUGUGACAAUGUUUCUGCCAUAAAGCUUUCAAGGAAUCUAGUUAUGCAUGGGAGGCAAACAUAUAGAUGUUCGUUGUCACUUCUUGCGUGA